ACUUCCGUCGCGUUUCCUAGGACGCCAAGAUGGACGCCAAGAUGGACGCCCUCCGGGCCCGGGAGCAGUUACGGAGACGAUACCUGUUCGCGCUCGACGCCGAGGCGUCGCUGGACGGCGAAGGCUUCGCCAGGCAGGGAGCCUCUGCAGCUGUUGAGAAAAAGCAGAAACCUCUUCCAAGACUUAACAUCCAUUCUGGGUUUUGGAUAUUGGCCUCCAUUGUUGUGACCUAUUAUGCUGACUUCUUUAAAACUAUUAAAGAAAACUUUCACACCAGUAGCUGGUUCCUCGUUGGGGGCGCCCUGCUGCUUCUCAGCCUGUCCAUUGCGCUCUUCUGCAUUCUCUACCUGGAGUGGUACCGCGGGAUCGGGGACUACGAUGCCCAGUACCCGGCCCUGAUACCCCUCACGACCGCUGCCUUUAUCGCAGCGGGGAUCUGCUUCAACAUCGCUUUAUGGCCCGUGUGGUCAUUUUUCACUCCGCCGCUGCUGUUCACCCAGUUUAUGGGAGUUGUGAUGUUGAUCUCACUCCUCGGGUGACUUGGAAAGGUUCAAGGGCAGGAGUAUGUGAAGUGGAUGAUCAAGCAUCCAGCUAGCUGAAAGCAUCCCAAACGUGGAAGAGCUACAGUGUCUUUUUGCACCUUGAAGUGAGUGGCUUUCUGGGAAAAAUGGCCACUUCAUCGAAUCGUGGUUGAAAUCGAAGUAAACUAUCUCUUUUGAGCUUUCUCAAACCCAAGUGAUGAUUGGCUCCUCACUCCGUGGGGGAGGGGCGGCCGUCUGUUUGGAGGGCAGCUGGGUGCGCGCCUGCGCCUUCCACGGGUCUCAGCGCGCAGCCCAGGCCCCGCCUUUCUGGUGCCUCCUCUGGCGGGAGGGCCAGCGGGGCGUGUCCUAUGCAUUGCCUUGUGCAUUCCUGGUGAUAACACUUUAGGUCUUAUCAUCGUGUAAAUGAUGGGUCUUAGCAUGUCUAACACAUGAACUUUGAGUGAUUUUAGGUAUGUAUGAUUGUUCCUGAACAUUUAAAUAAAAUAUUUUUGUAGCUUUC
This is a messenger RNA of Phyllostomus discolor (pale spear-nosed bat), 1041 nucleotides long. RefSeq names its product transmembrane protein 128 (gene TMEM128). Lineage: Eukaryota; Metazoa; Chordata; Mammalia; Chiroptera; Phyllostomidae. Bases 30 to 539 code for a protein of 169 amino acids. The record is from RefSeq and is a predicted model, not a curated record. The transcript has 5 exons.